AGAAAACAGUGCGGGGGGAGUUAAAGAACAAUCCCAAGCCUCGGAAACAGCAAAGCAGCCCCUGGAGCAGGCUGGGCUCCCAGCCUUCGCUGCUGGCAGACCGGGGAGCUGCCAGGUUUGUGGCUAGUGGGGACUGAUGAAAUAAAUGUUAUGGGCCCAUUGGGGUGCAAAGGCAGGAUUUUGGGGAGAGGUGAAAUCAGCAGGGAAAUGCUAGUGGGCAGUUUGGGGGAGCCGCUCUCCCUGGUGCCAACAAGCGCCCAGCAAUGGGGAGAAGAGGGGCUGCUGCCCUACUUGUUAACCACUGAACUGUGCUCCCAGAGAUUGCAGCCCGGGGGCCACCAGCCGCCCCCCCUCGGCCGCCUGCCUGCCUGCCUGCCUGCCUCCCUCUCCAGCCAGGCGGCUCCGGCCUGAGAGUGUAGGCGGCCAAUGGCAGCCCCUCGCCCGGCACGUCACGGGCUGCAGGGGGGAGAUUGGAGGGCGGCCACAUGAAAGAGGAGCGGCAGAACUUUUAUAGCUGUUAAAGUGCAGGAGAAGCUUGCAGGGUCCCCGAGUCCCAUCGCGAGCCUGCUGCCCUGCCCCAAGCAUGGAGCCCGGGACCCCAUCUCCCACCCUGCACUUCGCACUGCUGGUGCCUGAGCCUGGGGCAGGGAGCCUGGAGCCUGGACCCCACCCCUGAGGCUGGAGUUGGGACCCAAGAGUCUGGACCCUGAGGCUGGAUCUGGGACCUUGGAUUGGGUGGACCCCACCCCCGAAGCUGGGAGCCUGGACCCUGAGGCUGGAGCUGGGUCCCUGGAGCCUGGACCCCACCCCUGAGGCUGGAGCUGGGACCCUGGAGUCUGGACCCCACCCCUGAGGCUGGAGCUGGGACCCUGGAGUCUGGACCCCACCCCUGAGGCUGUUGCUUGGGCCUGAGUUCUGGGGCGGUGUCUGGAGCCUCUGGGGGAGCGUAUGCAGGGCUGACUCCCCUUUGCCCCCUGCAGCAGUUUUAUGGCUCCCUCCUCCCUGAGGAUGAAUCCUGGCCAGAGGUCGCUGACCCCAGAGACAGCCCACGCGGAGACCAGCAAAGGAGUGGCCGCCCUCGCCAAGGGGAGCCCCCUUGCUGAGGAGCAGCUGCCCAGGAUGGGCUCCAAGGCACUGGGAUGCAGGGGCCAAACCACCUCCAGCCCUCUACUGCCUUUCAGUGUGGAGUCCCUGCUGAUCACGGAGCGCAAGCUGUGUCCCCAGAGCAGUCGCCCGCACCAGCCACCCCCCUCUGCCACUGCCGAAGCACCACCCACCCAGGCCCGGAGCAGCUUGUACACAGCGGAGUCAGGCCAAGAUUUCCCGGAGCAGCGGACUAAGCAGCAGCCACUGGCGGUGGGGAGUCCGGGUGACAAGGAGCCCAACUCCUGGUUUGCAAAGUCUGCCUGUUCUCCACCAAGGCAGCCCAGCCCUCCACCCUGCACUCUGAGGAAGCACAAGAACAAUCGCAAGCCCCGCACGCCCUUCACCACCUCGCAGCUGCUGGCACUUGAAAGGAAGUUCCGGCAGAAGCAGUAUCUGUCCAUCGCCGAGCGGGCCGAGUUCUCCAGCUCCCUCAAUCUCACAGAGACCCAGGUCAAGAUCUGGUUCCAGAACCGCAGGGCUAAGGCCAAGAGGUUGCAGGAAGCAGAGCUGGAGAAACUCAAACUGGCCACCAAGCCCUUGCUGCCCUCUUUUGCCCUGCCCUUCCCGCUGGGGGCACACCUGGGCUCCCCCUCCCUGUACGGAGCCACCAGCACUUUCCCCAGCAGAGCAGCCCUGCAGCCUGUCCCAGGUCUCUUCACAGCGCCAGUCACCUAUGGCAUGUACUACCUGUCCUAACAACCUGGUGCAGGGGCCAGGCUCUGUGUGCAGCACUUGGGUCACAGUGCCCCCGGCCUGCGCUGCUGCACAUAGGGCGAGCAGCACAAUAUGUGGGCCGGCAAACCCACUUCUUCGCUGGCUGCUGAUUGUGGACUAGCCCCCUUCUGACCAGCAUGCACUGAAUGGCUUAUGGCUGCCAAGGGUCAGUCCCUGGCUGUGGAACAGCAGGCGAAAAUCUACUGGGAAUAGUGUUUGGGCUUCAAUGCUGAAGGAUCGCUGCCUCCCAGAUUGUAGGCAAGAAAAAGUUCCUUCCCCAUGGGCUCCCUCACUUCAGCACCCCAGUGCAAUGCACUUGCUUCCCAGCCCAGCUGGCACAGGGCUGACUUUAGCUCUGAACUGUGUCAGGUUCCUCUUGAUCCUGGUAUGAAUCUGAUCCUGUCUUCCAGCCUCUGAACAGGGGAGACCCAAUCAUAGUAUGACAGGAAGUUCCCAUCACCCCAUAUUGAUCUCUAAUGGCCUUUCCUGUUAGCAUCUCCCUCUCCCAAGCAUAUCCUAGUCUGGGGAGCUUGUUCCUGAGUGUUUACAACAACCACAAGUCACUGGUCUCAAUGCUGGGGUUGCAGAGAACAGGUCUCUGGCCUGUGCUGGUCUGACUGACUCAACGUGAUGGUACUGUGUGGCCUGAACACCCGUGGAUGGGAUUGUGCUUGAAACUGAUACUGCAGCACUGCGUGGGAAGCCUGGUGCUUCCCCUGCUCCCGAUGCUGCAUGGCAGAGCACAAGGUGUUGAAGAGUAAAACAGCACAAAGCAGAGACUGCUCCCCCCUGCACUCCUAACACACACACAUUCUUCCAGAACCAGCUUGGGUUUGAUUAAUCAUCCCUCCUCAGUGUCUUCCUCCCCCCACUCCUGACUACCCAUCCGCAAGGCUCCCCCUGGCAUGAAUGAGUUCCACCCAGUCAUGAUUUCAAGGUAUGGGACCAAUGGGCCUGACUAUGCAGCCAUUAUCCAUGAGCAGUUGGCCUUACGGAGUCACCCCAUUGGGGGAUGGAGCUCUGCCAGGCCCAUGCUGCUUUCCCGGGGCUGGCAGUGACUCGAGGCCAGGUACCUUAGUGCUCUCUUGCUUUAAAUAGAGGACAGUCUGAUUUUUGUAUGAGUCACUCGGGGGCUGUAUUUGAGGAUGCUAAGCUGUUUAUAUGUGAGCUCUCGCUAGGACUCACAGGUGUGUCUACGCUGUGUGCAUUUCAGCCCAUGUGAAAGGCGCAGAGCUAAUUCCACGUACAUAGUUUGGGUUUUGUACAGAGCCCUGAAUGGGCUGGGGCAGAAAUCUCCCUGUUUUGUACAAAGCAGUCAGUCAAUAAAGCCUCUAAGUUAAUCAAGGCAGCGGUGCGGCUCACAGCUUUGUUCUUUGUAAACAA
Molecule: messenger RNA, 3243 nt
Organism: Mauremys reevesii (Reeves's turtle)
Lineage: Eukaryota; Metazoa; Chordata; Testudines; Geoemydidae
Product: homeobox protein MSX-3-like
Exons: 2
Coding region: 988-1842 (284 amino acids)
Biological process (GO): regulation of transcription by RNA polymerase II; embryonic morphogenesis
Cellular component (GO): nucleus
Molecular function (GO): DNA-binding transcription factor activity, RNA polymerase II-specific; RNA polymerase II transcription regulatory region sequence-specific DNA binding
Source: RefSeq, a predicted model, not a curated record